Messenger RNA from Leguminivora glycinivorella, 2318 nucleotides. It is a transcript of the gene Gtsf1, whose product is annotated as gametocyte-specific factor 1-like. The transcript is spliced from 4 exons. The record is from RefSeq and is a predicted model, not a curated record. NCBI's taxonomy places the organism in Eukaryota, Metazoa, Arthropoda, Insecta, Lepidoptera, Tortricidae. Bases 154 to 612 code for a protein of 152 amino acids.
GGACUUGACUUGAGGAGUUGCGGUUCGAUGUUUGAAGAUUAAAGCCCGUGAGUUGCGGAGUGGCAGUUUUGCAGAUUGAGGGCUGUUUAAAGCAUCAGGAGUAACAAUAUAGUUAUAUUAUCUCAUCAUCAGAAACUGCAUUAAAACCUCAGAAUGUAUUCCACCGUUGUCGACCCCAAGCCUCAUCAAAUGAUGACGUGCCCAUACAAUAAGGCACAUCAGGUUGAGCAUUAUAGAAUGCACAUUCACUUACAAAAGUGCCGCAAGCAAUAUCCGAAAAUGCCGAAAGUCUCCUGCCCGCUUGACGCUACACAUGUAGUUAAUGAUGCUGAGUUAGAUUUCCACGUCUCAACAUGCCCGAAGCGUUUCCUGUUCGACACUCAAAAGUAUUUAGUUGAAGACGAGGUGGUGCCACGAGAACUGCCGCCUGUACCCGUGGUGCAGACUGAUGAGAACUGGGAGGAGGAGGCGAGCACAUCCUACGUGCCAGAUGUGUCUCGAAAAGGGCCUCACAUCAUCACUAAGAUCAAAGGCGCUACGCCUUCCGAGCGCCGCCAGGCGAGAAUGGAAGGCGUCAAGAAUUAUCGCCCCAUGCCUUCCGCCUCCGAGUAAAAAACCUAAUACCUCUGCCACACACUCGACGAGCGCCGUGGGAAGUAGGCAGAGGCGUAGUGGGGCCGCGCUACUCGUCAUGCCCACCGCUCCCUAUUUUGUCGGUUUUUUUGGAGCAAGUCAAAAGGCCGGUAACAACCUAAUGCGAUACUCGCGCGAGUAGGGCAGUGUGUAGCCACAGAGGGCAACAUCGCGGCAGCGCGAGGAGCAACGCGAGGGGCAUAGUGAGGCAGAGGUAUAACAUGUGUUUUAAGUAUUAUCACUAGCCGGGUCCACACUGACCACACGACUCGCGCGCAAAACGUGCUCAUCAUAGAGGAAUAAGUAUGGGAAGAGUUGUAACUCUAUACAUCAGUAAAUGCAAGUUAUUUGUAGUGACAUCUAGCGUCAACUAGCGUAAAUUAUCAGUACCACUACUCGACACUAGGUGUCAACAGUGUCUCGUCUACCAAAAGUGUAAUAUGAAAACAGUUUACAACUUAUAUUACAAGCACAAAGAAUUGAAAACAGAGUACUGAUUAAUUAUACUACUUAUUAGCUAAAAAAUUCUUGAGAAUUAGACUUUUUGUUCGUCGCCACAUCUAUUGACAAGUAGCAGUACUGACAAUUUACGCUAGUUGACGCGUGACCACUACAAACAACUUGAGUUACAACUCUAUUCCUCUAUGGUUUAGAAUUAGAAAUACCUCAUUAGUUGUACGAAUUUGAAUGUUACAGAAUAAUAUGUACAAAAUGUAUGAUAUGUACAAAUUGAUGAGACUUUCCGUCACAAAAGGGUUUAUUCUUUAAAUGAUGUUCUCAAGCGUCUAAAUAGAAGUUAUAUACAUAUCGUCACUACUUUAAAAAAAAACUUGUAUCUCCGUCUGUCAAUGAAAAGAAAAUUGUAGUAAGUAUGUAUGGAAUGCAUAUAGACUUACUGCGUUUUAACUUUGAGGAGCAGCGUGAGAUACGAGAUUUUUUCAAAGUAGUGACGAUAUGUAUAAAUAAUAUAGUUAGUUAAUUGAUGGAGAAAUCAGUAGGAGUAUGUUAAGCUUAAAAUGUGUGUGAGAUUUAACUACAUUUAUAUAAAUUUGGCAAGUACUACUUAUCAAGAUUUUGAGACGGAAAGGAAUGUACAUUGAGUUUUGAUUUGAAUCAUAAGACCCUUCUGUGCGUGGAAGCCACAAGUUAUAAUAUAAUAUCAUUAAUUAUAUAAGUAAAUUCUUAUAUAAGAAAAGUUAUAUCGUUAAGUUGACUACGUAAUGUUGUUUUUGUAAUUUUUUUAGCAAUUACUUUACAGGAAUUUUUUCUUUUUUUUUCUGUUCAUAUUUUUUCGACGAAGUCUCAGAUAGACAAUGCUAGUAUUAUAUUUAAUAUAGUGCUGUCUCGCUUACGGCUCAGCCACGACAUUGGUCUAAGCGCGACAUCGGUGAGCGGCGGCCAUACAUUGGAGCGAGACGCAGCGAUGGGACUUUUCAUUCGCACGUAUGGCUGCCGCUCACCGCUGCCGCGCUUAGACCAAUGUCGUGGCCGGGCCGUAAAUGUAAGGCCCUCGUAGACGCUCAAUCGGUUUGGCAGCGGGGUGGGGUGGCCCUCGUACGAGCUACUGCGUGAACUCAGGACUCAGGACUAGAGUUGGGCCGAAUAUUCGGUAAAUAUUCGGCGUAUUGGGAAAGUUUUUAAUUGUUCGUAUUCUGCCGAAUAAUUCGGUUGCAUUCCCGAAUAUU